Messenger RNA from Cornus florida, 1996 nucleotides. RefSeq names its product protein RETICULATA, chloroplastic-like. Gene Ontology annotation, biological process: plant organ development. The transcript has 7 exons. NCBI's taxonomy places the organism in Eukaryota, Viridiplantae, Streptophyta, Magnoliopsida, Cornales, Cornaceae. Gene Ontology annotation, cellular component: chloroplast inner membrane. The record is from RefSeq and is a predicted model, not a curated record. The coding region runs from base 471 to 1754 and encodes 427 amino acids.
CAUUUCACAGCUUCAGGAGAGAGAAAUCAGUAAAGCUAGCAGAAGCUGGACGUCUCUCUCUUCACCGAGGUUCACUUCCAUCCCCUCCUUAUAUAUAUAUAUAUAUAUAUAUAUAUAUAUAUACACAUCACACUUUUAAGAAUCGAAAUCAAGGGCUCGAUAUAGUUGGAUUCAAAUCUUUACCAAACAGAAGUGGAGCUCUUCAAGAAUCCCCUGAUUCCACUGUUUUCUGUUACUAUCCGACUAUUUUCCUCCAUUUUCCGGGAAAGUUACAGAGAAUGAAGUGGAGCUCUUCACAGAUGCUGGUCCUCUCAUGCGUAAUGUCUUUUUGAUUGACUCUCGAUCUUCGUUAAAGCUAGUGGUAUUGUUUCAUUUCUUAGCAAUAUUUAUAUUGAUAAAUUUCUUCUCAAUUCGUCGAUUUUUCUAAGCAUAUAUACUAAUUGAGACUGGUUUGAGAUCCUGGGAGAGAUAUGGCUGGUUUUUCAAGCACUAGAGUUGCACAUUUUGUGAAUUUGCAAAAGGCAAUUUUUUCAAGUGAGGUUCGGAGUCAGAAAUUGAUGAUUGUAAAGCUUGAAGUUAUGGAUAAUGUGAGAAAAAGUAGACAUUUUUCAUGUAACAAGAAGAAACAGAGUCUUGUGGUCAUGAACAUGUCGAAUCCAGAGGUUGAGCCGCAAUCUGCUGUUGUUGUUACCACGGUGUCGGAAGAAGCUGGUGCUACUUCUGUAGGAAAGGAUGCUAGGGUUUUGGAAACUAAAUAUGUAUCAAAAGGUGAUAGUCAAAGUGGUGGUGGGACAUUCAAUGGUAAUGGUGGUAAUGGAAAAUUUCUAGGUGGUGGUGGUGGUGGUGGAGGUGGUGGUGAUGAAGGUGAUGACGGGGAAGAAGACGAGUUUGGGCCAAUAAUGAAGUUUGAGGAGGUGAUUAGAGAGACAGAGGCUCGAGGGGCGAGUCUUCCUUCUGAUAUGUUAGAGGCAGCCAAGAGUGUGGGAAUCCGAAAAUUGCUGCUUCUGAGAUAUUUGGAUUUGCAGGGGUCGGCGUGGCCUCUUGGUUUUGCAAUGAGGUCAUGCUCUAUGCUUCGGAACCGGAUGUUGGCUGAUCCAUCUUUUCUUUUCAAAGUUGGAACGGAGAUAGUUAUUGAUUCUUGCUGUGCAACAUUUGCGGAAGUUCAAAAGAGGGGCAAAGACUUCUGGGCUGAAUUUGAGUUGUAUGCUGCAGAUCUUUUGGUUGGGGUGGUUGUUAAUGUUGCAUUAGUUGGUAUGUUAGCACCCUAUGCUCGUAUCGGACAACUAUCUGCCUCUAAAGGGUUCCUUGGGCGUUUGCAACAUGCUUAUGGUGCUCUUCCUAGCAGCGUAUUUGAAGCUGAAAGGCCAGGAUGCAGAUUUACCAUAAAUCAGAGGGUUGCAACUUAUUUUUACAAGGGUCUUCUGUAUGGAUUAGUUGGGUUCGGAUGUGGUCUUAUUGGUCAAGGCAUUGCAAAUUUAAUAAUGACUGCCAAGCGGAGCAUAAAGAAAUCAGAAGAGGACAUACCUGUUCCACCUCUUGUGAAGAGUGCAGCUCUUUGGGGAGUUUUCCUUGCAGUUUCUUCCAAUACCCGAUAUCAGGUCGUAAACGGACUGGAACGCCUGGUAGAAGCAUCUCCUUUGGCAAAGCAGGUUCCACCCGUAGCAAUGGCUUUUACAGUUGGUGUGCGCUUUGCCAACAAUAUCUAUGGUGGGAUGCAAUUUGUGGACUGGGCGAGGUGGAGUGGUGUGCAAUGAUUUUGGUGAGGUUUCUCUCUCUUCCGAUUGUUCAAUUGAAGAUGAAACAAAUAGUUUUUGGUGAAUCAUAUUCGUAACAUUAGCAUGAUGUGGAGAUCUAUAACUGUUUCUGCAAAGUUAUUAAGGCGACCGGCCGUUUUGCAGUUGUAUUUUUAGGGGUGAAAUUUCAUUUCGCAGACAAUAAUUCUGGAAAGACAAUGACAUCAGCUGAUAUAUUAAUAUUCUAAGCCGAACUUUUACUA